AUGUUUAACUUUUAAAACAUCUUGAAAUGGUUGAAAAAUACAAAAUGUUUAUUUGACAGAGAAAGUAGUGUCAGUAAUAUUUGAAAUCGGUAUAUUUUCAAAUAAAAAUCAAACGAAACUAAUUUGCAUAAAUAAUUUUUUCAUAAUAUGUAUUUAAAUCCUCAUAGCUAAAUAUUAAAAUAAAUUAUUAUUGUCUGUUGAUACCUGGUACGGUAGAUUGAUGAUGUCAGCAAAAUUGUCUCUUUCAAGAAGGAUUUUUAUUCAGAAGCAUUUCUACGAUGUGUGUUUAAAAAAAGAAUUAAAGGUGCACAUAAAUAUGAUAAAUAUUUAAAAACUAUAGUGCUAGCCAGCGCCUCUUCUUCUAAUGCGUGAUACGCAACUUUGAGGCUAAUUAUCAACAGACGACAUAUCAUAUUCGUUGUUUGGGCAACACCAAGUGACUCUUAUUCUGCCUCUCAAGCAGCGAGUUUCAUAGCGACUCGUAAUUGCUGAAGCCAUCACGAGUCAACUGUAAGUCAGGGCAGCAAUUAGUUAAUUUCGUGGUCCGUGAUGCUUUGUUGCGUCAAGUGUGUCUUCCUCCUCCUCAGGGUGUGGCGACACUCAGGUAAUACUCGCUCGCGGGCUCAGGUGUGCUCUUCAGUCACGCUAUGAGCCUACCCAAGGAAGCUGCCGCCGCGCGUAGCUGAAUUUUAGGGCCCAGAAACAGCGUCCAGAAGAUUUUUGGAUAUAUUGCAAUUUCGACAUCGAUGACACCAUGAGGUUGGUUCAGCUUACGGUGCUUUUCGCCCUGACUGUGACCCUGGUUUCGACACAGUCCUACAGUAACUUUGGAUUGGGAGACGAGCGGCACACAUUAGAGGCGAGCGAUUUCUUGCGGCAGUACGAGGUGCAGUCUGUGGGGUCUUGCAAGGCCCUGGUCACGGCCCAGUGGGACUACGCCACCAACGUGACGACCGGAGGCGCAGCUUAUGCCGCUUCAGAGCAGUCCAGAUAUGACAAGUUUGUGCGAUCGGCGUGGCGCCGAGCGGAAUCAUCCGUGCACUGGAGGUCGUUGUCUGUAUCUCAGCCUAGAAUUUACAGACAAUUUCUACGACUAGCAAUGCGUGCGAGGGAAACGUCCGCCGGAUUGACAGACGAGACGGCCAAGGAAAUGGAAAACUUGCUCUCGGAAAUGCGAGAUAUUCACAGCAAAAGCCACGUUUGUCCCGCCCCGGGGUUGGAGAACGCGAUUGCGGUGCUGACUGGCAAUUAUAACAAUUUGUACUCGUCCCCUCUUCAAAGGUGCUCGCUACACUUGGACCCAGAGCUCGUGUCCAUCUUGAAAACAUCAAGAGACCCGGUGAUGCUGACGUUCGCGUGGAAGUCGUGGAGGGACGUCGUUGGACCGCCAAGUAAGCCGCGGUUUUUGAGACUGGUUGAAUUGAGCAACAUUGCGGCGAGGAGAAAUGGAUACAGGGACGCUGGUGAGCAAUGGCGUGUUGAAUUCGAACAGGACAUCGCUCCAGGGGCUGGGCCGGGCUUGGAGCAAGCUGCCGCCUCUGCCUGGGCCCAAAUCGAGCCCCUUUACCGCCAGCUGCACACCUACGUUCGCCGCAAACUCUCCGUCCGCUACGGAGAGGAUUUAGUGCGACCCCGUGGGCCCAUUCCGGCCCAUUUACUGGGAAAUAUGUGGUCUCAGUCGUGGACUGCAGUUGAGGAGUUUGUGAUGCCUUAUCCGUUUAAAAGGCUGCCUGACGUGUCGGCAGAGCUCUCACGACAAGGAUACACGCCACUCAGUUUGCUGCAAGUUGCUGAGCAGUGGUUCACGUCUCUCGGCCUCCCAGCUAUGCCAAAUGAAUUUUGGAGAAAAUCAAUUAUUCAAAAGCCCCUGGACAGGCCAAUACUCUGCAGUUCAUCCGCCUGGGACUUCUGCGACGGCAUCGACUACAGAUUAAAAAUGUGCGCUUCACCGACCUACGCAGACUUCGUCUCAGCGCAUCACGAGCUGGCACAUGUUCAAUAUUACAUGCACUACGCAGCGCAGCCCCCGCUAUUUAGGGAGGGCGCCAAUCCAGCCUUCCACGAAGCCGUGGGAGAAAUGGUGACUUUAACAGUUACAAAUCCCGACCACCUCCAACGCUUGGGUCUGUUUGCCGGCAAUAACUCCAGCGAUGAAGAAAUACACAUAAACUACUUGAUGCGAAUCGCUCUAGAGAAGCUUGCGUUUGUGCCUUACAGCUACAUUGUGGAUCUGUGGCGAUGGAAGGUCUUCAGCGGUGAGUACAGCGCCAAGGAGUUGAAUGAGAGGUGGUGGCAGCUGAGACUUGGGAUUCAGGGGAUCGCACCGCCUGUACGAAGGUCUGAGAGGGACUUUGACAUUGCCGCAAAGAAACACGUUGUGACACACCGGCCAUAUAUUGGUUACAUGGUGAGCAGUCUACUGCAGUUCCAAAUUCUACAGGCCCUCUGCAGAACUGCUGGACACAGGGGCAACCUCCACAGGUGUGAUUUGCAGAACAGAAGGGAAGCAGGAAAAUUACUAAGCCAACUGAUGUCGUCUGGAUCGUCAAAGCCUUGGCCUGAGGUGCUGAGAGACCUGACAGGUGGUGACCAAGCUUUACUGGACCCGAGAGCCUUGCUCGAAUAUUUCACGCCGCUGGAGCAGUGGCUCAGGGUGCAAAACGGCAGGGAAGGUCUAGAGCGGUGGGACCUGAACGAUCCUGGUAUGCGGAAAGACCACAUAUACCCUAGAUAACACUGCACUAUGGGAAAGAAUAUUCUCUACCUUGGAGCAGUGCCCCAUGCGUCACAUCGUCAUCAAUCGUAUCAGUGCUAUUAUCUGUGUUGCUGCUUCGAUUGUAAUCAGGAGAACAUUUAUGUAGAAGUAAAAUUGAAAGAGCAUUAACGCCCACUAGGAUGGUCCGACACUUAAUAGGCACAGGAGCAAGCGAGAAAGAGAUAAGUUUUUCCUAUGCUUGUCUUUGAUGUGCCGCGAUCACACGCAAUUCACAUUUUUCUAUUGGGUGAUAAUGAAUGAUGAGGAGACAUAUUAGUGGGGAACUGUUUAUCUAUCCAAUAUGUACAUAUGGGUUUGUAAUUUUAGAAUAAAGACGCACAAUGUCUUAUUUUAUCGCC
Cloeon dipterum is the source of this 3114-nucleotide messenger RNA. RefSeq names its product angiotensin-converting enzyme-like. The coding region runs from base 755 to 2734 and encodes 659 amino acids. The record is from RefSeq and is a predicted model, not a curated record. Lineage: Eukaryota; Metazoa; Arthropoda; Insecta; Ephemeroptera; Baetidae. Gene Ontology annotation, molecular function: peptidyl-dipeptidase activity; metallopeptidase activity. Gene Ontology annotation, biological process: proteolysis. Gene Ontology annotation, cellular component: plasma membrane. The transcript is spliced from 14 exons.